AUGGCUGGUGACAAAUUUGUUCUUCACUAUCUUACCGAAUCCAGAGCGCUGAGAAUUGUUUGGCUCUUGGAGGAGUUGAACCUUGACUUUCUGUUGAAAGUGUACAAAAGAGUCGGUGGUGUCCUUGCACCCAAGGAAUUGUUGGAUGUGUUUCCAACAGGCAUGUCUCCCGUAUUGCAAAUCUUCAAGGAAGGUGAAACUGAACCACUUACCUUGGCUGAGUCGGGCCACAUUAUUCAGUACGUGAUUCGUCACUACGACACUGAGGGCAAAUUGACCCCAUCUUCUGAUGCGGAGAAGGAGAAGGUGGACUACUUCUUGCACUUUGCCGAGGGCAGUUUACAGCCACACCUUGUGUCCUUGUUGGUGGGUGAUGUUGCUUCCCACAAAGCUCCAUGGCCUGCUAGCUACCUUGUCAAAGGCAUUGUGGGCAAAAUCAAUUCCGAAUAUUAUUUGAAGAGACUCAAGACCAAUCUCCAGUUUUUGGAUGACGUCUUGGCUAAGAAGGGCGGUGGAUUCUUCGUGGGCGACAAAUUGACUGGCGCUGACAUCAUCCUCGAAUUUCCCGUGGGUCAGAACGUCUUCUCGAACGAACAAAGAGCACGUAAUCUUGGCUUGGACGUUCCUCCAAGCAAGGCAUGGCCACACUUGUACGAAUGGAGCAAGCUCGUCGCUGGUCAGCCUCUCAGAAAGAAGGCAGUGGCCACUGAGAAGGCCAAUUUGUAA
This is a messenger RNA of Candidozyma duobushaemuli, 726 nucleotides long. RefSeq names its product glutathione S-transferase family protein. The record is from RefSeq and is a predicted model, not a curated record. The transcript is spliced from 2 exons. The coding region runs from base 1 to 726 and encodes 241 amino acids. Lineage: Eukaryota; Fungi; Ascomycota; Pichiomycetes; Serinales; Metschnikowiaceae.